AGAUGAUGAAGAAGAGGAACGCUCCCAUACUUCGAUACAACAGGUGGCGCUGCUGCCUUGAAAUGGUCAACGAGUAACGUGCUUUUCACUCCCGAGGAAGAAUUUUGUAGAGGAAAGAUGGGGACACGCUUGAAGGUGCUUCGAACGUUUAAAGCUCUACAUCGAACACGGAUGACUGUGUUUAAAGAUGAUGACCGGGCUUUGACAGCUGCCAGAUUAAAGAUCAAUGAAGAAUUUAAGAAAAACAAAAAUGAAACAUCAGAAGAAAAUAUACAGCAGAUGAUUAAGAUGAGCAGAUCUGUUGAGACAAUCCUGCGGGAAAAUGUCCUACAAGCGGAGCAUGUUGGAGAAAAUAAGAUUGUUCUGCGACCUCGGGAGAGUCUUUUUUUAGAAAACGUACCUUACAGUGACACACCAAGAAAAAAAGCGUAACACGCAUGGAUUUACAGAUCCCUUCUUCUUUGCUGGACUAAUAAUUUUCUCCAUAAAUCAUUUAAUCACAUGCCUAAUAAUAUGCCUCUCAGAACACAGAGGACAACAUCCAUGGAUCCUGAAGAACAAGCAUCUGUAGUUUAAAAUUUUUUGGAAAUGAUAAAAGUUUAUUUUAAAUUGUGGUAAUAUUAAAAAUCAUUUUCAUAACUAAAUCCUCCUCUGAAAUUGCUCUCAAACAAUUGCUUUAAAUUGUGCUCUGUUUUUCAUGCCUCUAUGUGUGACUUAGUUUUAACCUAAAAUGAGGUGUUAACUACAUUUCCUCUUUUGACGCUUUUUAAAUGUAGGAAAACAUUUACAAAAUAUGCUAUAUUAUAUCCUAGACUGGGUAUCUCCUUACCAUUCAAUAUGCAAACCCAUUUCUGUGAAAGACUGUAGAAGGAUUCUUUUUUCAACUCAAAGCUUGUGUGUAAUGUGGAAAUUUGAGAUUUCUAUGAUCUUUGACAGACCGAAUUAAGAUGAAUUUUUCGUUAUUUAACAGUAUGAAUUUACAUACAGUGAUUUAUCUAAUAUCACACCAAAUGAUAAUUUAUCCUUCUGAAUAAAUACAAUCUGUUAGCAAACAUCUGAGACAAAUAGCAUUUUAUUUUUGGAGUACAAUUUUUAUUUAACAGAAUGUGUGAAAAUAUAGUGACAGUGUACCUCCCAAACUGGCUGAUUAAUAUCUAUUUGUAAAUAUUUUUGUUUUCUGUUCUUGUAAGUUUUAAGUGUUGUGUUUAUCUUUGUGAAAUUUAUGCCUGGUGUAAAAUAGAUUUUCCAAAACCAGCAGUGCUCAUGUCUGAAACAAUGUCCUCGUAUUCUGUAUGUAUGCUGAAUAAAACUGGAAUGGUCUGUUUCAGAAA
Molecule: messenger RNA, 1331 nt
Organism: Ictalurus punctatus (channel catfish)
Lineage: Eukaryota; Metazoa; Chordata; Actinopteri; Siluriformes; Ictaluridae
Gene: lyrm7
Product: LYR motif containing 7
Exons: 5
Coding region: 118-432 (104 amino acids)
Biological process (GO): mitochondrial respiratory chain complex III assembly
Source: RefSeq, a predicted model, not a curated record